UUUUGUCAACUGGCCAAACUAUUUUGAAGUUGAGUGACACAAAAAAAUUAGCUUCAGCAGUCUUAGGUUAAUCGCUCACUCAAUCGUUCUUUCUGGCUCACACCUUCGUCGGCAACUCAUUCUCUGAGAAUUUCAGGUGAUAGAGCAAGAGAGGUACUUCUUCAGCCACAAAGAAGCCAAGUAUCGAAAUGGAAACAGAAUCAACAGAGCAACUGCUUCUGGUUACUGGAAGGCAACUGUCUUAGACAGACAAAUUGGUCCUUCAAACAAGAACAGUGCAGUGGGGAUGAAAAAGACUCCGGUUUUCUAUAGAGAUCUGAAAAAUUCAGAUAGCGAAGCUCUUGAAAGUCUGAAUGUUCCGUCACGCAUUAGUAGAUUUGACAACGGAGAAGGAAGCCAGACUAUUAUCCAUGGUGCACAGAAUGCCUGGGACAUGCUUCAGGAGGAGUCAUCUUUGACACGCAUUACCACUUCUUGUGCAGAUCUAGAUAACAUUCUUGGUGGUGGAAUAACUUGUAAAGAAGUGACUGAAAUUGGUGGAGUACCAGGCAUUGGUAAAACACAGAUGGGGAUUCAACUUGCGGUAAAUGUUCAAAUUCCAUCAUAUUGUGGUGGCCUAGGAGGAAAGGCAAUUUAUAUAGAUACAGAAGGAAGUUUUAUGGUGGAGCGUGCUCUACAGGUUGCUGAAGCAUGCAUAGAGGACAUGUCAGAAUACAGUAGGUUUUUGCACAAGGAUUUGCAGGCAUUUCAAGUGGGAAUGCAAAGCAAAGAUAUCCUGGAGAAUAUAUACUAUUUCCGUGUCUGCAGUUAUACAGAGCAAAUUGCUCUGAUUAAUUACUUGGACAAAUUCAUUACUGAACAUAGAGAUGUAAGUAAUAUGAUGGUUCAGACUAUGUGCCAACUGCCACAUUGCUCACACAGUGGUUUGAAAUUGUCUGCUUCGUAUCCUUUGUGUGGGAUCUCUGACCAAUAUGUUCUUUCAUGUGUUGAUAAAGCUAUUCUUGGUGAAUUUACAACUCUUUUUGUUUUUUUAAAUAAAAAACAGGUUAAAGUUGUUAUAAUUGAUAGCAUUACUUUCCACUUCCGCCAAGAUUUUGACGACUUAGCCCUCAGAACAAGGGUACUCAGUGGAAUGGCAUUAAAAUUGAUGAAGGUUGCAAAAACUUUCAGCUUAGCGGUAGUUUUACUGAAUCAGGUAACGACCAAGCACACAGAAGGUUCCUUCCAAUUAGGUCUUGCACUAGGUGAUAGUUGGUCACAUUCUUGCACAAAUCGGAUAAUUUUGUAUUGGAAUGGCAAUGAGCGAUAUGCAUACAUCGACAAGUCACCUUCCCUUAGAUCAGCAUCAGCACCAUAUUCUGUUACCAGUAGAGGAAUCCGGAAUUCUGCUUCCAACUUUAAACGUGCUAAAAUGAUGUGAAGGUUUGAUUGCCAUGACAAUAGCUAGUGCGUUCAUGCUGCUUGAAUAUAUAUUAAGGAUUGUUAAUGACUUGUGCUCCCCCUUCUUGUAUACAACGGAGAAGGUAAGAAUGCAAGAUUUGAACUUUUGAUCGUCUGCCCGCAUUUUGGCCAUCUUACAUUGUAGAGCAAAUAUUCCAUUAUAUAAUACUAAUUAGUGACGCAGGCAAUUCUUAUUUAA
This is a messenger RNA of Manihot esculenta (cassava), 1639 nucleotides long. RefSeq names its product DNA repair protein RAD51 homolog 3. Gene Ontology annotation, biological process: DNA repair; meiotic DNA recombinase assembly; reciprocal meiotic recombination. The record is from RefSeq and is a predicted model, not a curated record. Bases 287 to 1420 code for a protein of 377 amino acids. Gene Ontology annotation, molecular function: crossover junction DNA endonuclease activity; ATP-dependent DNA damage sensor activity; four-way junction DNA binding. Lineage: Eukaryota; Viridiplantae; Streptophyta; Magnoliopsida; Malpighiales; Euphorbiaceae. Gene Ontology annotation, cellular component: Rad51C-XRCC3 complex; Rad51B-Rad51C-Rad51D-XRCC2 complex; replication fork. The transcript is spliced from 9 exons.